CGAGCGCGUCCUUGUAGCGCCUUGGCCUCGCCCGGCCAAGCGGAGUGCGGGGAAAGGAGGACCAAGGGGCCGGUGCGGCCGGCGGAGGGCAGGAGGCGUCGCGUGAGUAAAUGCCCAGACCGAAGAUCGUCGAGUGGGAAGGGUCCGCGAGGGUCAUCUAGUCCAGCCUCUUGCGGUGCAGGGAUAUUUUGCUCAACGUAGGACUCGAACCCACGACCCUGAGAGCGCGAGUCUCCUCCUUCACCGGCUGAGCUGUGGAGCGGAGGGGACGGUGGUCCCGAGCCCCUGGUUGAGGGGCUCACACGUCGACUGCACCCCAAGGAAAGGAAGAUAAUUGAAGGGAAAUUGAAUGAGAGUUCCAUAAAUUCUACAAUCAAGAAGUAUAAGCUUUCUUACGGUUGCUAAUGAAGGAUGGCUACUCCAUAUGUUCCUGUUCCAAUACCUAUAGGAAGUUCUACUAGUUUUACCACAAAUAGAAACCAAAGAAGAUCAUCUCUUGGGAGCAUUUCAAUAUGUUCAGAUUCUUCAAAAGCACAACUAGAGGAAUCUUCUAUCAGUAGUUUUAAAAAGAGGAGUGUCCCCGAUGCAAUUGGUGCCACUUCAUCUCCUUGCAAUAGUCCGCUUGUUAGGACUAAAUUUAUAGGUACAAACACAUCUAUGGAAUAUUGCUCUCAAACAUCAGAAGACAGUGAACAAAACAUAAACUCUGGGAGCUGGGAAGAUCGGCCUGCUACGCCUACGAUACUAGGUUAUGAGGUGAUGGAAGAGAGGGCAAAAUUCACUGUUUACAAAAUCCUUGUAAAGAAAAAUCCAGGGGAAAACUGGGUAGUUUUUAGAAGGUAUACGGACUUCUCCAGGCUUAAUGACAAGCUCAAAGAUAUGUUUCCUGGUUUUCGAUUGGCACUACCACCAAAGCGCUGGUUCAAGGAUAAUUACAAUCCUGAUUUUCUGGAAGACAGACAGCUGGGACUCCAAGCAUUCUUACAGAACUUAGUAGCUCACAAAGACAUUGCUAACUGUCUUGCAGUGAGGGAGUUCCUUUGUUUGGAUGAUCCACCAGGACCAUUUGAUAGCCUUGAAGAGAGUAGGGCUUUCUGCGAGACCCUAGAAGAAACAAACUACCGUCUGCAAAAGGAACUUGCUGAAAAACAAAAAGAGGUGGAAGCUCUGAAAAAAAUGCUAAACGAAAAAGAAGUGUACAUAGACGCCAUAGAGAAACAAUUGGGGGAUUUAAAUUUAGGAAAAGUGAAGUAUCGUAAGUUGUCGGGACAAGAGAGUGAGUGCAGUGGAGAAGUGGAAUCCUCUGCAAUAGAGGCAGAUCAAGGAGCCCUAGAAGAAGACAACAGCUCUGAGAAAGAGAAUCAGGCAACAUCUUGGAGCGGUUCAUUGGCUGAAAAUCACGUGCCAGAAAUCGAAGUUGCUGAGGUAGCGUAUACCACCGAUGAAGAGAUGUAAAUACUACCAGCUGCCUUUACAGUAGUGUAAAAAAAGUCAAUGUCUGGAUUGCAUUGAUCAGAAGUAUAUAGUAGCUGUCAAGCAGAAGUUGAGAUGGCAGAAGCUUGAAUGUUUACAUGAACCAAUCUAGAGAAACCUAUGGCAUAGGAAGGAUAUAAGUGCUGCUUUGUCUCAGCCUUUAUCUAGCCUUACGAGAUAUAUAUAUUAAUAUAUAAAAAGCUCUGAUUAAAGGCAGGUCAAGUUGUUCAUGGAAUCCUAAGUGAUGUAUGUACCCAUAUGUAAAGGAUAAAUGCCACAUAUGUAGAUAUACCAAUCAUGUAGCAUGUUGUAUAUCACAUGCUUGCUAUUAAUAUCUCACAUUUUGUAUGGACAGCUUUUUUUGGUAUUUGGAUUUUCAGAUUCUUUAUAUAGGCAUGAAACUUCUGGGAAAUAUAAUUCUGCCAUCUGGACUUGGAAAAUGUAUAUGAUUUCUUGUGGUUUUUAAAGUCAUAAAUGUAAAUAAGUGAUAUGUACAUUUUAAUGCAAUGAUCUAGGAAAGCUUGCAGUACCAAAAUCUUUCAGUAAUGGGAAUAUGAUUUGUUUUCAUAAUGCGGAAAGAAAUAUCGCACUGUGGGCAUUCACCUGCACUUGAAAACAAUAUAAAAGCUGUCUUUUAACUGUUUUUCUUUAAAUGUCCUGACACUUUUGCCACUCAGCCACAUAAUCACCGAAUCAACAAAUUUGCCUUAUAUAAAGAACACCUACCUCUUUCUUUUGUUGCUAAUGCAUAAUUGCGCUGUUAAAAGUAUGUAUAUUAUAAACAGAUAUUUGAGUCAUUAAAGCCAUACUUCUGCACAGUUAAAUAACUAAAUCUAAUUGCAGUUUAUGUUUGCGUGUGUUUAUAAAAUAUUGUACACCCAGGAACACACUAUAAGCUUCACUCUCAUUUUAAAAUUUGUGUUGAACCUAAUAAUGCACUUUAUAACAAAGAAAAUAUUGUGCCAAGUUCAUUGGCUCUGUGCUUUUUGUUCGACCUUUGGACUGAGGGAAGGUGCAAUUGGUUUGUACAGUAAUGCCUUUUUGUAUUUUGCUUGUUACAGAUGUUAUAAUAGUGUGUCAGCUUUAUGGAAUCUU
Molecule: messenger RNA, 2568 nt
Organism: Zootoca vivipara (common lizard)
Lineage: Eukaryota; Metazoa; Chordata; Lepidosauria; Squamata; Lacertidae
Gene: SNX16
Product: sorting nexin 16
Biological process (GO): early endosome to late endosome transport; protein targeting to lysosome; endosome to lysosome transport
Cellular component (GO): early endosome; late endosome
Molecular function (GO): phosphatidylinositol binding
Source: RefSeq, a predicted model, not a curated record